Messenger RNA from Mucor velutinosus, 267 nucleotides. RefSeq names its product 54S ribosomal protein L2 mitochondrial. The transcript has 2 exons. Lineage: Eukaryota; Fungi; Mucoromycota; Mucoromycetes; Mucorales; Mucoraceae. Bases 1 to 267 code for a protein of 88 amino acids. Gene Ontology annotation, molecular function: heme binding. The record is from RefSeq and is a predicted model, not a curated record. Gene Ontology annotation, cellular component: membrane; intracellular membrane-bounded organelle.
AUGAAAUCUUACACUAUUGAACAAGUCGCUCAACACAACACUGCCAAAGAUAUUUGGAUCAUUGUUGAUGGGAAAGUCUUUGAUUUGACUGAAUUUAUCAAUGAGCACCCAGGCGGUAAGAAGGUCCUCACCAAGAUGGCAGGAAAGGACGCUACCAAGCAAUUCAACACAUUCCACAACGAUGCCAUCAUGCAAAGAGUUGGUCUUCCUAUGCAAAUUGGCGUCAUUGGUGAUGCUGAUACCAAAGCAACCAAAUCAAAGUUGUAA